AUGGUGUGGGGUUUUGUAGAAAGAUGUGAUGUGAUUAUAAAGAUAGUUGGUCGAAUCCUGAAAAAAAGAUUCGUGGUAACCCUAGCCGUUCUCAUCAUCUCCACCCAGGCGUUCCUCUUCCCAGGAGGCGGAGGCGGCGGCGGUGGCUGUGGAGGUGGAUGUGGAGGAGGAUGUGGUGGUGGAGGUGGCGGAGGAUGUCUCCCAACACUCGGAUGCUCUGUUAUCUCAUUCAACGUGCCCACACUUAAACUCCCACCUCCACCACCACCACCAUGUGGAGGUGGAUGCGGAUGUGGAAGAAAGAAGAGAGCUGUCAGCGAGGACUCCAAGUGCACUGAUCCAGAGCUAAGAAAGAUUAUCUUGAAUGGAGUCCGCACUACAACCACUGAGUCCCGAGACAAUAUUGUCGCCAGUCUUAAGGAGAAGUAUGCUGGAGUCAGAUACCUCGUCACCUGCAUCGAAGGAGAGAACGACUUCGCCUCGUCCUCCUCGGAUUACUGUGCCGACGGAAGUCAACAGCAAACGUGCAUUGUCGCAAAAGCCACAGACGAAUAA
Messenger RNA from Caenorhabditis remanei, 555 nucleotides. RefSeq lists its product as uncharacterized. Bases 1 to 555 code for a protein of 184 amino acids. NCBI's taxonomy places the organism in Eukaryota, Metazoa, Nematoda, Chromadorea, Rhabditida, Rhabditidae. The transcript is spliced from 4 exons. The record is from RefSeq and is a predicted model, not a curated record.